UCUGCCAAGAUGGCCGCGCCCUGAACAGAGGGGAUGUAGGUAGUUGUGCAGGGCACUUCAAAUGACAGUUUAGGAGCUGCAGGGUACAACUGACAUCUCCAACGAGAGAGAGAGAGCAGCAUCUGUGAAGCCCUGCGCCCCCUCAGCUCUUCCAACAUGAACAAGGACGAUUUAAUACUUCCCAAAGAUUUCCCCCAGCUCCAGAACGAUACAUUCCUGCGAGCAGCCCGUGGAGAAGAGACGGAGCAUGUCCCGGUGUGGUGCAUGAGACAGGCUGGACGAUACCUGCCAGAGUUUCGGGAGUCCAGAGCAGGGAAGGAUUUCUUUGAGACAUGUCAGACACCGGCGGCCUGCUGUGAACUCACACUACAGCCCCUGAGACGUUUCCCCUUCGAUGCUGCCAUCAUUUUCUCUGACAUCCUGGUUGUCCCACAGGCCAUGGGUAUGGAUGUCCAGAUGGUGGCAGGUAAAGGUCCCACGUUCCCCGAGCCCCUGAAGGAGCCUGAGGACCUGCAGCGCCUGCGGGUCAAAGUGGACGUCGGCAAGGAGCUGGGCUACGUCUUCAAGGCCAUCACGCUCACCAGACACAAGAUAGAGGGCAAGGUGCCACUCAUAGGCUUCACUGGAGCCCCGUGGACGCUGAUGUCCUACAUGAUCGAGGGCGGGGGGUCCAACACUCACUCGAAGGCGAAGCGCUGGCUGUACCGGCACCCCGAGGCCAGCCACAUGCUGCUGAGGAUGCUGACUGAUGUUAUAGUGGAGUAUCUGCUGGGCCAGGUGGCGGCUGGAGCUCAGGCUCUGCAGGUAUUUGAGUCCCACGCUGGCAUUCUGGGCCCGGUCGAGUUUAAGGAGUUUGCUCUGCCAUACCUCCGAGACAUCGCACGCCGGGUCAAAGACAAGCUCAAGGAGGCAGGGCAAGAUGUUCCCAUGAUUGUAUUUGCGAAGGACGGCCACUACGCUCUUGAAGACCUGUCUCAGUCUCACUACGAGGUGGUCGGGUUGGACUGGACUAUUGACCCACAAUCGGCACGGGAGCGUACGGGAGGGAAGGUCAGCCUGCAGGGGAACAUGGACCCUUGUGCUCUAUACGCUCCUAAGGAGCGCAUUUCAGACAUCGUGAAGAAAAUGCUGGAAGGUUUCGGUACGAGGGCCUACAUAGCCAACCUAGGCCACGGCCUGUACCCCGACAUGGACCCGGAGAGCGUGGGCGCCUUCGUUGAAGCCGUGCACACACACUCGCGUCAAAUGAUCAAGCAAAAGUAAAGAUGAAUGUUUGCAAAAAAUAAGAUUGUGUGUAUGUGUGGACAGCAGCAGUGUAUGAGCCAAAAAAAGACUCUCCAAGGUCAAAUCAGUCAUGAAAUAUAUUCUUCUAAUGUUGAACUGUCUCAUCUGUCAGCCAAAAUAAAAAUAACAACAAAGGUCAGUUUCACAGGUAAAAUAGUUUGGCAAGACAGUAAAAACAAACGGCAACACUGUUUUCUCAUCGAUGAAAGUAUUUGAAGAUAAACAGGAGGUUGGUUUUCCAAGAAAAGAUUUGAUAUUAAUCCAUAACAUGUUAGUGUAUGAAAUCUUUUCAGGAAGGGAUUAUUUGUUUGGGAUGGACAUGGAUGACACAGCUCUUGUAAGUAGAAAUGAUUAAAUACAUCUGCCAUUAUAAGGUCAAAACAGUAGAAAUGCAAUUUGAUAUUUAUUUGACUGAUUGAAAAUAUGCUCUUAAAGAGUUCAAAUUGGAGAUGAAGAAUGAGGAUAUUCUCUGUCCCAUUAAACCUCAAAAUACAGGCGUGUUUAACUCCAGUACUACUGAAUGUAGGCAAACCCUUACAGAGCCUCCACACAUCCGUGCAAGGAUGUGUGGAGGCACAUAAAGCACAUUGAAUUUUACAGUGAAAGAAAAAAAACAAUCCAAUAUAUCACCUUUAUUUUAUUGCUGAAGUAAAAGCCAGGGACUAGGCCAGUGUGUUUUAACACGGGACGCCGUGCUGUUGUUACAAUUCAGUCUUUAAGGGAAACGUCGGGAAACGUCGGGAAACGUCAGGAAACAGCCGUCUGCCGGCCUGCCAUCCCACAUCCCAGUCACCAACAAAUCCUUCCGCCUUUGGACAUGUCAGGAUGAAGUUCCAGUCGAUAGAAAAUCCUCUAUACAGUUUCCCUUAUGCUGUUUUCAUAUUUUGUUGUUCAAGCUAAAUCUGUUUUUGUGUUGCUUUUUGAAAUUUCAUCAGCUCAAAUGCACCAAAGGAAAAAAGUGGUUUAUGAAGGGAAUUACAUGGUGAUCUUCUUGAGCUGACAAAGAUGAUUACUGCUGCACAGCAGCGAUUUUUCUGAAUAUUAAAAUCUGACAGACGUCAUACGUCAGACUGGCGUUUGACUAUAUGUUUGUAUAUUUAGCUUUAAUUUCUAUGUAGUGAAACACUGACUACAUUUUAAUGAAGACUGCCUUCAUGUUGCCUUUAUGUCAAAUAAACAAGUCAGGUAGAAUGUAAGGUCAGUUUCUCAUGUUUUUAUAUUUUAUUAAUGGAGUUUAAAUUGAUUUUUUUUCUUAUUAUUUUAAAAUACACU
This is a messenger RNA of Myripristis murdjan (pinecone soldierfish), 2556 nucleotides long. It is a transcript of the gene urod, whose product is annotated as uroporphyrinogen decarboxylase. Gene Ontology annotation, cellular component: cytosol. The record is from RefSeq and is a predicted model, not a curated record. NCBI's taxonomy places the organism in Eukaryota, Metazoa, Chordata, Actinopteri, Holocentriformes, Holocentridae. Gene Ontology annotation, biological process: heme biosynthetic process. The coding region runs from base 157 to 1263 and encodes 368 amino acids. The transcript has 10 exons. Gene Ontology annotation, molecular function: uroporphyrinogen decarboxylase activity.